AUGGAGUUUCGCAGAAUCCAAAGAGGUUUGGUAGAUCACCAAGGCGAUAGAGCAUUGCGCAACCGCCUCGUAGCGGCAUGCUCUGGGAUUACAGAACUUGAGUUCGCCCUAUAUCGACCUGUAGAGACUUUCGAAGGUGUCUUUAACGACAUGUACGGUGCUCUAGAUCAGAAAUCUCUGUCAAACCCAUUGUCUCAAUAUCACCAACAAAUGAACUACCCUAACCAUACAAAUUCAAAUGGCAUCCACAUGGCUGACUGCCACUAUAACACCGCACUAGACUUCAGCAGGCAAAGAGGCAAAAAUAGAGAAGAAAGGCAGAAAGCAUUUGACCGAAUUAAGCAAUGGUACCCUAUGAAGCCAGACACAGAGAUUAGGCAAUUCGUAAUCGAAGUUGAAGGAGAACGGCCGGAAGACAGCCUUGACAUAUUAUUGACAGAUUUUGAAUCCCAUUUAGAGACCAGGCCAGAUCACAACUCUGAUGACAAAAUUCUUCAAUCCGGAAACCUUGUUGAAGAAAUUGGUAGUGAGAACGCUGUAGCCUAUUUGAUUGACCAAACUAUUUUACACUCAUUUACAGCGCCUAGAUUAAAUAUCUCAGAUCAACCAAAAAUACAAAUAAUUCUAGCAAAUUCCGAGAUAUCUGAUUUAUCUGUUUCCAAUGCCACCAUUUUUGAUUUACAAAAAAUUCCCAGUAACAAAAUCAAAUCUUUUGAAUCAACCUAUGCUUUAGGAAACUUAACCACGGACAGAUACAAUGACUGUGUUUUUCACGGAUUACUUGUCGACACUGGCGCUGCAGGGAGGUCUACAGUUGGACUUGGCCAAUUUAGAGCACUCCAACAACUUUGUGGUGAUCUAAAGCUCGACAGGACACAAGCUGGCAAAGUCAACAUAUCUGGAAUCGGUGCAGGCAUAUUCUCAUCGAUCGGCGCAGUUGUCCUUAAUACACCUAUUGGCCAGAUUUCAUUUCAUCUUAUAUCUUGUAAUAUUCCUUUUCUUCUUGAACUAAGCAACAUGAAACGUUUUGGAGCAACGCCGGAUGUUGUAAAUAACAAGAUGCUUAAGCAUGGAAAGACUGUUGCACAUCUCUUUGAAAAGUACGGCCAUCUUUGGAUGACUUUGGGAUACUUCGAAAAUCUCUUUGUAUACGAGAACAAUGAACCUCCAAUGUGUCUAUUAACCGAGCAGGAGUUACAAACCAUUCAUUGUUGA
This is a messenger RNA of Blumeria graminis f. sp. triticale, 1215 nucleotides long. The record is from the annotation of a GenBank genome assembly. NCBI's taxonomy places the organism in Eukaryota, Fungi, Ascomycota, Leotiomycetes, Helotiales, Erysiphaceae.